Trichechus manatus latirostris (Florida manatee) is the source of this 2289-nucleotide messenger RNA. RefSeq names its product family with sequence similarity 117 member A (gene FAM117A). The coding region runs from base 1 to 1362 and encodes 453 amino acids. The record is from RefSeq and is a predicted model, not a curated record. Lineage: Eukaryota; Metazoa; Chordata; Mammalia; Sirenia; Trichechidae. The transcript is spliced from 8 exons.
AUGGCGGGGGCCGCAGCGGGCGGCAGAGGCGGCGGUGCCUGGGGGCCGGGGCGCGGAGGGGCCGGGGGGCUCCGGCGGGGCUGCUCUCCCCCAGUCCCCGCCGGCUCCCCCCGGGCUGGGCUGCAGCCGCUCAGGGCCACGGCCCCCUUCCAGCUGCAGCAGCCGCACCAGCGCCGGGACGGGGGUGGCCGCGCAGCCAGCGUCCCGUGUUCGGUGGCCCCAGAAAAGUCAGUGUGUAGGCCUCAGCCACCCCAGGUCCGACGUACAUUCUCUCUGGACACCAUCCUCAGCUCCUACCUUCUUGGCCAGUGGCCACGUGAUGCUGAUGGGGCCUUCACCUGCUGUACCAAUGACAAGGCCACCCAGACCCCUCUGUCUUGGCAAGAGCUGGAAGGCGAGCAGGCCAGCUCCUGUACACACAAGCGCUCGGCGUCCUGGGGCAGCACAGACCACCGAAAAGAGAUCACCAAGUUGAAGCAGCAGCUGCAGAGGACAAAGCUGAGCCGCAGCGGGAAAGAGAAGGAGCGGGGCUCCCCACUCCAAGGGGACCAUGCUGUGCGGGGAGCUCUGAGGACGUCCCCUCCCAGCUUCCCUUCAGGGUCCACUGUCCUGCGACUUAGCCCCUGCCUGCACAGAAGCCUGGAAGGGCUCAACCAAGAGCUGGAGGAGGUGUUUGUGAAGGAACAGGGUGAAGAGGAGCUGCUGAGGAUCCUCGAUAUCCCCGAUGGGCACCGUGCCCCCGCCCCUCCCCAGAGCAGCAGCUGCGAUCCUUCCCUCCUUCCCCUGGAGCCUGGCAACCUGGCCAGCUCUCCCUCCAUGCCCCUGGCAUCCCCCCAGCCAUCUGGCUGCGCCAGCCACGAGGAGCACCGGGGUGCAGUCGAGGAGCUGGCAUCCAUCCCCAGCGACAAAGCCUCCUCUCCAGGUCACCCGGCCUUCCUGGAAGAGGGCAGCCCAUCUCCAGUCCUUGCCUUUGCUGCCUCCCCUCGGCCCAAUCACAGCUAUGUCUUCAAACGGGAGCCCCCAGAAGGCUGUGAGAGGGUGCGGGUAUUUGAAGAGGCGACGUCCCCAGGUCCUGACUUGACCUUCCUGACUUCCUGUCCUGACAAGAACAAAGUCCAUUUCAACCCAACUGGCUCAGCCUUCUGCCCUGUCAACUUGAUGAAGCCCCUCUUCCCCAGCAUGGGCUUCAUCUUCCGUAAUUGCCCCUCAAGCCCGGGGUCUCCCCUUCCCCCGACCAGCCCCAGGCCACCUCCUCGGAAGGAUCCAGAGGCCUCUAAGGCCUCCCCACUGCCGUUCGAGCCAUGGCAGCGUACCCCACCAUCAGACGAGUCCGUGCUUUUCCAGAGCUCCCUGGUGGUCUGAGGUCCCCACCCCCACCACUGUACCAUGGAGACCAGUGCCUUGGUGGCAGCCUCUCUCCCUAACCCCCCUGAGAUGGGGGAUGGAGGAGCCCUUUCCUCUCGGCCUUUGAGCACUUUCAUUUAUCGUGUCAAAGCCCUGGGUUCUCUUUCUGAUGGACACCGGUCCCUCCUAAUGUGAGGGGACCUGCCUUCUCCACUAGCAGCCAGGCAGCUCACAACUCACACCUGUGUCUCUGCCACCUCCCUCACUUGGUGGAAAACUCACCUAGAAGGUCUUGAGUCCCCCACCCCUAGGCGUGAGUCCAAAGGACUGUAUAUGAGGCCCUUGUCCUUGUCAUAGAGCAAGCUGGCCGUGAUUGAAGGAGAGGGGAUGCCACAGAUCCCCAUUCCUGUCCUCCACACACACAGAAGAGACCAGAAGAUAGAUACCCCCAUCCUCAGCCCCAUCCCCAUGGCUCCCUCUCAUUGGAGGUGCUGACCAAAGCAGCCCUAAAGGGCCAUAACACUUGACCAGUUCAGCUGCUGACAGAGGGGGGAACCAAGGGUUUUCCCAAGUGGCAUUUUCAUCUCGCUUUCACCCUGACUAAAGAUUGUCUUCAGCAGCAGCCCAACCUGCCCAGCCCCAGGUGGGUAGUGGGGGAGAGGGAGAGCUGGCAUUUGUCUGGGUGGCAAGUGGCGACUACACCCACCACUCUUCCAGGUCUGGGUUGGAUUAGAAAAAUGCCUAUUUUUCUUGUAUCGAUAUAGAAACUAUUUUCUCCCAAAGACACUAUUUUUGCAGCUGUUUGAAGUUUGUAUAUUUUCCGUACUGCAGAGCUUACACAAAAAUUGAAGAAGAAUGUUAAUGUUCAAGUUUUCUUAUCCUGUGUUUAGAGAUUGUUUUUUGCAGAUCUUGGUGUUAAUAGACGAAAUAAAUAAAUAAGUAUUC